This is a messenger RNA of Hevea brasiliensis (rubber tree), 2336 nucleotides long. RefSeq names its product prolycopene isomerase, chloroplastic. The transcript has 13 exons. Bases 240 to 2087 code for a protein of 615 amino acids. Lineage: Eukaryota; Viridiplantae; Streptophyta; Magnoliopsida; Malpighiales; Euphorbiaceae. Gene Ontology annotation, biological process: carotenoid biosynthetic process. The record is from RefSeq and is a predicted model, not a curated record. Gene Ontology annotation, molecular function: oxidoreductase activity; carotenoid isomerase activity.
AUUAUACCUGAAAAACCGUUAGUAUAAUCUUGUUUUGUUUGUCCUCGUCUUCCCUCCAUUGUGUAAGAAUCAUGACUUGGAAUCACACAAACUCAUCCUCCACUACCCGAUUCCACUUCUAUAUUCAGCGAUAACACCCAAAUAAUUUAGCUUUUCACCCACGAAAGCACCUAACAAUUGAUUGCUUUAAGAUCCACAAGCCAAAACCUUUGAUUGCCGCAGCUUCAACCUUUACCGAAAUGAGUUCAGGACUCAGCAGUAUUGUGCAGUUGGGUAGCUUCAGACCCAGAAGCCUGAAAUGUAGAUUUUUCUCUUUUGAACCUGCCAAACCUUCCAUUUCCUUCGAUUCUUACAAUCUCAAUAAAUAUAAUUCCAUACCCGGUUUCGAUAGUAGUCAGAAGCUUGGUAAAGUGAAGUCAGGCUUUUGCCGGUUGAAUAAAGAUUUUGUUUUGAGGUCAAAGCCAGUUUUGAGUCUGGAUAAAGAUGUGGAUGUAGAAGGGAAUGGAGGAGUCAGCAGGGAGAGUAGCAACUAUGAUGCCAUUGUUAUAGGGUCUGGUAUUGGCGGUUUGGUUGCUGCCACACAGCUGGCGGUGAAGGGAGCUAGGGUUUUGAUUUUGGAGAAGUACGUGAUUCCUGGUGGUAGCUCUGGGUACUACCAGAGGGAUGGUUAUACUUUCGAUGUUGGGUCUUCUGUGAUGUUUGGUUUCAGUGAUAAGGGAAACUUGAAUUUGAUAACACAAGCAUUGGCAGCAGUUGGUUGUACAAUGGAGGUGAUUCCUGAUCCAACCACUGUCCAUUUUCAUCUACCGAAUAAUCUUUCUGUUCAAGUUCAUAGAGAAUACAGUGACUUCAUCUCAGAACUUACUACUAGAUUUCCCCAUGAAAAGGAAGGGAUCCUUAAAUUCUAUGGUGAAUGUUGGAAGAUAUUCAAUGCCUUAAACUCAUUGGAAUUGAAGUCACUAGAGGAGCCAAUUUACUUGUUUGGACAGUUCUUUCAGAAGCCCCUCGAAUGUUUGACACUGGCUUAUUACCUUCCCCAAAAUGCUGGAGACAUAGCUCGAAAGUACAUAAAGGAUCCUGAGUUAUUGUCUUUUAUUGAUGCAGAGUGUUUUAUAGUGAGCACAGUUAAGGCAUUACAGACACCAAUGAUUAAUGCGAGCAUGGUUCUAUGUGAUAGGCAUUUUGGAGGGAUUAACUACCCUGUUGGUGGUGUUGGUGGUAUCGCUAAGUCCUUGGCUAAUGGUCUGGUUGAACAGGGGAGUGAGAUCCUAUACAAGGCAAAUGUGACUAAUGUCAUACUAGAGCAUGGAAAGGCUGUGGGAGUGAGGCUGUCAGAUGGAAGAGAGUUCUUUGCCAAAACCAUAAUAUCCAAUGCUACCAGAUGGGAUACCUUUGGAAAGUUGUUAAAAGGAGAAAAGAUUCCAAAAGAAGAAGAAAAUUUCCAAAAUGUUUAUGUUAAGGCUCCAUCUUUUCUUUCCAUUCACAUGGGUGUUAAAGCUGAUGUUCUGCCACCAGAUACAGAUUGCCAUCAUUUUGUGCUUGAGGAUGACUGGGCAAGAUUAGAGGAGCCUUAUGGCAGUAUAUUUUUAAGCAUUCCAACCGUUCUUGAUUCAUCACUAGCUCCCAAGGGGCACCAUAUUCUUCACAUAUUUACAACUUCUUCCAUAGAAGACUGGGAGGAACUCCCUCCAAAGGACUAUCAGGCAAAGAAGGAGCUUGUGGCAAAUGUGAUUAUAAGCAGAUUGGAGAAGAAACUGUUUCCAGGGCUCAGAUCAUCAAUUUAUUUUAUGGAGGUGGGGUCACCGAAGACACACAGGCGAUACCUAGCUCGUGAUAAAGGCACCUAUGGACCAAUGCCACGUAGAACUCCUAAAGGUUUGCUUGGAAUGCCAUUCAAUACAACAGCUAUAGAUGGUCUUUACUGUGUUGGGGAUAGCUGCUUUCCAGGACAGGGUGUGAUAGCUGUAGCCUUUUCAGGAGUUAUGUGUGCUCAUCGAGUAGCUGCUGACAUUGGACUGGAGAAAAAUUCCCCUGUAUUGGAUGCUGCUCUCCUUCGACUUCUUGGCUGGUUAAGAACAUUGGCAUGAGUUGUGCGAUGGGGAAAGCAAAAAACACAACUUACAUUGUGAAAUUUUUACUGAUAAGCAUGGAAGGGUUGCUGAGUGGCAACAACGGUCAAAGCCAAAUGAAAAUCUCCUAGCUAUUGAAGUAAGGCAGGUAUCCUGAUAUGUAACAAAUUUUCACGCACUUGAAUCAUCUUCUGUAUUACUCAUUUACAUGUCCCCGAGGUUGCACCAUGUACAUAGCUAUAGAGCAGUCUUUCUUUCUCUCUUUCA